Messenger RNA from Salvia miltiorrhiza (redroot sage), 3163 nucleotides. RefSeq names its product disease resistance protein RPP8-like. The coding region runs from base 408 to 3020 and encodes 870 amino acids. The transcript has 2 exons. Lineage: Eukaryota; Viridiplantae; Streptophyta; Magnoliopsida; Lamiales; Lamiaceae. Gene Ontology annotation, biological process: defense response to other organism. Gene Ontology annotation, molecular function: ADP binding. The record is from RefSeq and is a predicted model, not a curated record.
CUACUCUUAUCUUCUUCGGAUUGAAGGGCUGAGAUUGAGUCCAUUUGAUUGAUAUAUAAGCUAAUUCUUUGCAGUUAGUUGAAAUAGUUUUUCAUUAUCAGUUUACAACACGAGGAGAGAGAGAAGAAUUGGAGAGGAAAGUGAGAUAGAGCUUGCGAUUGCUUCUAUGAUUUCUGCCUAUUAUUCUCAUUGUAUUGUAUCUGCACUUUGUUGAUCUGUGAAUAAAACGUUUCUUGAAUUUCUUUCAUUGCUCAUCAAGAGUGUUGUGAGCUGAUUUGGUAGCUGGUUUUCUUGAGUGUGUUGCUGCCGCUGCGUUGAUUGUUGAUUCUUGGAGCUGAGAUCCAACAAUGAUUUAUUGCUUAAGCCAACACCUAAUUUAAUUUGAUCAAAAUUUAGCAGUUAUCAUUAUGGCAGCGGAGGCGGCGAUCUCAUCUUUGGUCGAACUACUGGGCGAUCAGCUCAUCCAGAAGGUUAAAUUCCUGCGAGGCGUCGAGGGAAAGGUGGAUUUGCUGAGAGAGGAGCUGAAGAGGAUGCAAUCCUUUCUCAAAGACGCCAACAAAAAGCAAUUUGAAGACGAGAGCGUGCGCAAUUGGAUCUCGGAGAUUAGAGAGUUAGCUCAAGAUGCCCAAGAUACCAUCGAGAUCUUCCUUCUCAAUGUUGAGAGUGCCAAGAAUUGGGGGCUCUUCAAAAGAUGUACAAGCUCGCCGAAGCGUAUGUACCACCUCGACAGAAUUGGGGAUGAGAUUGAGUCGAUCCGAGCUAGGCUUGAUGCCAUUGACAAAAGCCGCGAGAGGUACGGGAUCAAGGAUCUCGGAGAGGCGGCCGAGUCGGCAUCGAGAUGGGAAGUUGAAUUGCGGCGGCGGUUGUGCCCUUGGCAAAAAGACGAACACCUUGUGGGCGUUAAAGAUGAUGUGGAAAAGCUGCUGCAAGAAUCGAUUUUGUGUGAGGAGAAGAAAGGGCUUUCCAUUGCGGUGUUAGAGGGCAUGGGUGGGAUCGGGAAAUCCACACUUGCCCGGGAAAUAUACAACCACCCCGACGUCGUUUAUGGUCCAUUUGAUCACCGUGGUUGGGUUGUGGUGUCGAGUGAAUUUACACCACACGAGACGAUCAAGCAGCUUAUCUUCGAGCUGUCGGACUCUGACAAACAAAAGGUGCGUGAAUUGGAGGAGUCAACCAAGGACAAGCUAUAUCUCCUACAAAAGCUUCAAGAAAUGCUUUAUAAGAAAUUGGAGGGAAAAUCAUAUUUGAUAGUUCUGGAUGAUGUUUGGGAGAAGGAACAUUUGGAAUCUCUCAUCACUGCUUUCCCAGAUCAACAAGAUAAAGCGAGUAGAUUGUUGGUUACCACCCGCAACAAGAUUAUUGCAAAGUAUGAUCAAUACGUCCACAAAAUGAGUCUCUUAGACUCCAAAAAAAGUUGGGAAUUGUUGUUGAAGAAGGCAUUCAUUGGCAGCACAAUUGGCAAAUGUCCAGACGAAUUCGAGAGUGUGGGCACACAAAUCUUGCAAAAAUGCGAUGGUCUACCAUUAGCUAUCAGUGUGGUAGGAGGCUUACUCAGGCAAACACAAACCAAGAAUGGAUGGGAACAAGUUCUUACCCAAUUAAACUCUUAUUUGGGAAGGACCGAAAGCGGCGUAUCAACAAUUUUGGAGUUGAGUUAUCAGAACUUGUCUCCCCAACUAAAAUCAUGCUUCUUGUGCCUAGCCUUUUUCAAAGAAGACUUUACUAUCCCAACAAAAAGGCUAGUAAAGCUAUGGGAUGCACAAGGCUUGAUCCAACAGGAAGGAAGUAGAAGUAUUGAUGAGAUAGGAAGAGGUUAUUUAAAUGAGCUGAUCAAUCGAAGCAUGGUUAGAAUUCAAGAUCUACACGUCAAUGAUCAAGUCAUAAGUUGUCACAUCCAUGAUCUUGUCCGUGACGUUUGCUUAAGAAAAGCAAAGGAGGAAAUAGGUUUGGAGAUAGUAAAGGGGGACGGAGGGAUGUCAUCAGAAUCAUCCAAUAAGCCUCGCCAUCGUGUUGUCUAUGCCAAAAAUCUUGAGACUUCCUCGUCGAAUCAAAAUAAGCAUGUACGCUCUCUUUUCCUACUUAACGUCCAUGAUGAUUAUAGAUUUAUAACCACUCCACCUCAUUACUGGAAGGGCUAUCAACUCCUUAAGACAGUCGAGAUUGAAGCCACUGCCUUCAAAAGAUUUCCCAACUCUUUUCGGUUAUUGAUUGGAUUGAAGUGCUUGAGAAUAUACGCAUGUUUUGAAGCCUGCAUAAAACUCCCAUGCUGGUUUGAUCAUCUUAGAAACCUCGAGGUUGUUGACAUGAAACUGUGCUGGGUAUAUUUUCCAAGACUUGUUUCAUUGAAAAUGGACAAGCUACGUUACUUCAUCAGCGGAGCUAUUGGCCGUGGACCGACAAAUAAAAACAUGUGGAAUAAAAAUAUUGAGUGUUUGAGAGGAAUAAGUCACAAGGAUUGGAUGAAGUCAACUCUAACGAGUAGUUGCCAUCUUCGUGAAUUAGGCAUACAGUUAAGAGAAGGACGGAUAAAGCGUGAAGAGUUGAUCAAAGCGAGAGCGUCAUUGGAGAAGAUGCAGAAUCUUGUCAUACUUCACUUAGAAUGGUCGUAUGGAUAUGCUACUGACAUAGCAUUAGUUGUGCCGCAGCUCGCCAAUCUCACCAAACUUAAACUGUAUGGUAAGAUGUCCAAAUGUCCAACUGCGACUAUGUUCCCUCCAAAUCUUUCUCACCUCACAUUGACGAGUUCCCAGCUACAUGAUGAUCCGAUGGCAGAGCUGGGUAAGCUUCCAAAGCUUUUAUUUCUCAAGAUACAGUAUAAAGUUUACUUGGGUGAAACGAUGCUAGUUUUGUGCGACGGGUUCCCCAGCCUCGAAGCCCUGGUCCUUCGAGUUUUGCAUGAACUGAAGAGCGUCAUCAUAGAAGAAGGUGGAAUGCCGAAGCUCAAACAUCUCCGAAUCCGUGGAUGCCGCAAUCUGAACACUGGGAAUCUACCGCAACACAUCAACAUAUUUACUCAAUAAACUGAUCAAGUUUACUUUACUCAUCUUCUGUUAUUCUUGUGUCUAUGUGUAACAAGAAAUGGAGUGUCUUGUGUUUGUUGAAACAUUAAUUUGUGUUCUAUACACUUUUGCACAUUGAUUAAGGAAAAUUUAUUUUUCCCAAA